AUGAAGAUUAUCAUCAUCGGAGCUGGAAUCGCAGGCUGCACAAUCUACCUUGAACUGCGGAAGCAUCUUCCCAAACCACCCUCUGGAGAAGCGCACAAAAUCACAAUCUACGAGGCGUACGACACAAAUAUUGACACUACUGCUGAUGAUCGCGGCAAUGGUCCAACCUAUUCCUCCACCCUCAUUGUGGGCGGCGGUCUGGGGGUUGCUGCCAACGGACUCAACGUCAUCAAGCGGCUGGAUGAGAACAUGCUGCGUGAAAUCGUCCGCGGCGGAUAUAGCUGUGCCACGAUGAACAUGAAGAGCAAAAAUGGCAGAGUUCUAGCACGGAUGCAGCCCGCCGGUAAGCCAGCUUUAGAUGGAAAGGGACAAGGGACCAUGAAUACCGUUGCGUGUAGUCGCCAUGGGCUGUGGCGGGAACUUCGUAAGAGGGUCCCGGACGACGAUAUUGUCACAAGGAGAGUUUCUGAAGUGGUCGCAAGGUCUGAUGGCCUUAAUGUGGUGAGUUUCGUCGAUGGGAGUCCUUCUGCGGAGGCAGAUCUAGUCAUCGGCGCCGAUGGGCUCAAGGGCCUGGCCAAGAAGGCAUUGUUUCCGGGUGAAAAGACAGAUCCAUUCCCCCCGCAUUAUGAGGGUCUUUGCGGAGUUGGUGGCUUCGCCCCUUACUCGCUCGUCAAAGGUCACGUUGAGAUUGGAUCGAUGAACUUUGUCAUGGGCGGCAACGGUUUCUUUGGGUAUUUCAUCGCAGAGAGCGCACUCGACGCACCCCAUCGCGACUCUCCUUAUCAUGUUUCACCACCAGGCGAGAGCGUCGGUUGGUGGUCAACAUAUUCUGUCGACGAGUGUCCCGAUCCAAAGUCGGUGGACAAGGAAGACAUACUCAAACAGCUGCGCGAGCGUCACAAGAACUGGAAAGACCCUGUUAUAUGCAAAGUCCUUGAGACUUCAAAGGUGACGAGCAUGUAUCCUACGUGGAUCGUGCCUCCGCUGCCAACGUGGGAGCGGGACGGCGUCGUCUUGGUAGGGGAUGCUGCGCAUGCGCUGCCCCCUACCUCCGGCCAAGGCAGCUCCCAAGCGCUGGAAGACGUCGAGUGCUUCUCUCUCUUUCUCGGCCACCACUUGGGCAAAGCCUAUGAGUCUGGUGGGCAUGAUCCCACGGACUACAAAGAGGUCAUCAGGGCGGCAGCGAAACAAUACAUGGAUCUCCGCCAGCCUCACGUAAAGAGGAUUCUCGAUCACGCUCAACAGUCACAGAACCGCAAGCGCGACAAGACGGUCAUCGAGGAAUACAUCAUGUACGCCUUUAUGUGGAUGAUAGGGUGGUUCCCAAACGUAAUGACGAAGCCGUUGAAACAGCUGGUGGAAUACGAUAUUGCUUCCGAGGUAUACAAGGUGUUACAUGUCAAGUCAUAA
Molecule: messenger RNA, 1410 nt
Organism: Metarhizium brunneum ARSEF 3297
Lineage: Eukaryota; Fungi; Ascomycota; Sordariomycetes; Hypocreales; Clavicipitaceae
Molecular function (GO): monooxygenase activity; FAD binding
Source: RefSeq, a predicted model, not a curated record